AUGGCAGGUAAAGACCAGAACUCCGACCCAAACCAGCUCUCAAGCAUCCCACACGAGCGCAAAGGCGAUAGACCCGACUACUCACAACCUCUCCCACGUCAAAAACUGCCCCAAGAGCUCCAAGAUACCCUCGACCAAGAAGACCGCUUUUGGGACGUCCUCACCUCAGGCAACGCAGGCGAAACAACCGACUCCAGCGUCCGCUAUGCCGCCUACGCCUCACGCCUCCGCACAAUCAUGCUUUCCGCGCACCGCUACGUAGCAUACACCUCAGACAUAGGAGAAUCCUUCCGACCGGUCGCACAUCCAUGGUUAGUCCGAGGAGCGUACGGCGUGAGUUGGGCAUAUCUCGCCGGCGAUGUUUCGCAUGAAGGAUACAAAGCAUACAAAAAUAACCAGAGAAUUUUACAUCCUGAGACGGAUGAAGAGAAAGCUGCGGUGGCGAUCAGACCCGGAGGACAGCAUGUUCCUGCGAUAGAGGACUAUAGGGCUGUGAUGGUGCAGAGGGCUGUGUUUCAGGGUAUUGCGAGCAUGGGAUUGCCGGCGUUUACGAUACAUAGUAUUGUGAGGUAUUCGGGGCGAGCGAUGAAGAAUGUGAAGAAUGUGAGGUUAAGGACGUGGGGGCCUAUUGGGUUAGGUCUGGCUGCUGUGCCAGCUUUGCCUUUUAUGUUCGACAAGCCGGUGGAGGAAGCGACGGAGUGGGUGUUUCAUAAGGCCUUUGAGGCGAUUGGAGGACCGACUGCUGACCGGAGGUGGGGCAUAAGCAGAGCGAGAAGAGUCCCAAAGACGAGAUUUGAGAAGUCAAUCCCAGAGAAUGUUGUACAGAUCGCGGCGAAAGGAGCACAGCUGUAUAUACAUUUCCAUACUCCAUAAUAUCUCAGAAGGCUGAACCCCUUUAUCCUUACUUGCUACUGUUGAUGAGCUGUUUUAAGUACUUUCCUUGCUGGUUGCUUUUACAUCGGUCGGUCUCUGAACCAAACUGUUCACGACCAGCGAUGAGGCUGAUGCCUGGGACGCUCGCCGGGCCAAAAAGAAUUCGCUUUCACACUCCUGAUCAUCCUUCACAACAGUUGCACGCCUCAUAUCUCAACGAAUAUUGAAGCUACAAGAACAGCAAAAGUUUCGCUUCCCCGGACAGGAUUGAACUGUCAACCUCCCGAUGCUCUGCUCUUCUUGCUAGAAUAACAGUCGAACGCGCUAGCCAAUUGCGCCACGGAGAAGAUUCAUCGGUGCUAUGCGAUGAUUGGGCUCUUCUCCAGUAAGAAGGAUUUAUAUUAGCUGUGCGUGGUCUGUGCGGCCUUUGAUCGACGACGUGGGUCAUCUCCAGCUGACCAGGGAGGCCGGGAAUAGGCGUCCCGUGGGUCUGAGGCGUAUGAGGGAGUCUCCUGUUGUCAGGUGUUUGGUGAGAGGGACGAACAUCGAACAGGAUCUGUGCCGGAAUGUCUUCGAAGGUCCUUCUCAAGCGAUGUCUUGGCAACAACCAGAUCUCCGUGGGUGGGUAUCAUGAUUUUAAAUUCCAAAGUGACUUGCACAGCCUGUGACCAGUGCAAGAACAUUUGUCGUAGGUAAAACGCAACCAGCUUAUUCAACCUUUCCCAGCGUGUUGCUCCUCCUCCUUCAUCCUCGUCUUGAACUCUCUAGGCGUCUCAACCUCCUUCUUCUUGCUCCCGCCUAUAAUCUUCUUCAUCACACUCGGCUCCCUCCACAUCCCCACCUUCCUCUCUUUCGCCCGAUUCUCAGCCUCUUCAUACCUCUCCUUCUUCCCUCCAAACUCACUAUACAUCUUCGCCUCGUAAACCGUCGCCAACCCAGCCUUCAACAUCUCCAACCCAACAUCUUCCCUCCUCAAUCCAAACCACUUCCUCUUAUACACCGUAGCCACAACUCUGUCAUACUGAUCUCUCCGGUACGGCAAGACUCUCACAUAACGUCCCAAAAUCCUGUCUCUCAACCACUGCAAUGCUUCGGGUCCAUAUUCUUGCCCCGGUCUCCCGAAAUGCGCGUUCUCAGGCGCAUCAAUACCUGCGAUGCGAAUAGACAACGUCUGAUCUUUCAACUUCUUGUCUGUCGGAAUAGGUCGAAGAAUGCCCCAAGCAGUCCACCUCCCUCCAGGAGCAUGAAACAUGCGAAAAUUAUCUCCGUCUCCUACGUUUGUGACUUUGCCAUACAAAGAACGUUUUCGCAGCCAUUCUGGUUUUAGGUGAUUGACGUUUGGGAUUCGACGGAGACGGGUUUUGUAGAAGCGUGAUGCGGUGUAGGAGGCUAUGACGGAGAUGGUUGAGAUUGUGAUGACUUCGUUUGUGGUCCACCUUCGGCGAGAUGUGUC
Molecule: messenger RNA, 2326 nt
Organism: Pseudocercospora fijiensis CIRAD86
Lineage: Eukaryota; Fungi; Ascomycota; Dothideomycetes; Mycosphaerellales; Mycosphaerellaceae
Exons: 4
Coding region: 1-873 (290 amino acids)
Biological process (GO): mitochondrial fission
Cellular component (GO): mitochondrion
Source: RefSeq, a predicted model, not a curated record